This is a messenger RNA of Phlebotomus argentipes, 3705 nucleotides long. RefSeq lists its product as uncharacterized. Bases 331 to 3696 code for a protein of 1121 amino acids. The transcript is spliced from 14 exons. The record is from RefSeq and is a predicted model, not a curated record. Lineage: Eukaryota; Metazoa; Arthropoda; Insecta; Diptera; Psychodidae.
CCGUUGGAGUCACGCGGUUUCUGCCACAGCGCGGAAUUUCAGUUGGAACUUGUGAACCACAUUGCGAAUUGCAUUCAGCGUGGGGGAGGUUUCGAGUGCGCGCAUCUCACCCCCAAAAAUUUCCAGCACACGCAUGUAGAAUCAGUGCAAAUAUCCUGUGUCCACAAUGAGACUGUAUCCGGUGAUUUGUGCAUCAUGAAGGAAUUUCUGUGAUUAUUCAUCCCGUUCGCGCUAAGCAACUGGCCAUAUUCAUGCUGCGAAGAAAUCAAUUUGGAUUCUCAGGAAAACUCACCGACAACACCCUCACAGUGUGGGAAAGCUUCCACACUCAUGGGAAAGUGCAUAUCCAGGGUUUCCACCGGAACGUCACCAAAUAGCUUCGGAAGCACUCAGCGCUUGGCCAUCUCGGAGAGGAGUUUCGACGGUUCCUGCAUUGAUGAGGGUCAAUCGGAGAGUAAGAAGAGCGGCAAGAAGGAGCGCGGAAGUGAUGGCGUGGAGACCAAAGGAACAGCAAUGUCCUUCGGUUUCCGCAAGAAAUCCACUCCGGCUGGGAAAAAGAAUGUCGGCACUAAGGAGAAGGAGAAGACCGGACAGGAUGUGACUGUGAUAGAGAAUCGCGGUGUGUUCAACUCUAAUCUCACCGACAGCGACAAGAAUGGGAAUUCAGGAUCGAGGGAUUCUCUGGAUGAGGCAAUUCAGACGGGCAGGUCGACUCCUCGCCUUUCAGCCCCCAAGAAGGAAACCGCCGGGACGAAUUACAGAAGCACUCGCUUCGGUUUCCGCCAAAGCAACGCCGUGAGGCCCGCGUCGACGGGUCUCACGCCAAAAUUUGCAGACUUCGACAGCAACUCAAACACCACAGAUAAGCGUCGCUCAAAGAGUGCUUCGGGAAGUGCAUCAGCCGCCCGAGCCCAGAUCAAUGAGAUGCAUCAGAAAGUGACAAGUCAGGCACAGCAUCCCAAAAUAGCCAGUCAGAGUCAUCAGCAGCAGCAGCAGAGCCUGAGAGCGGCCUUUUUCGACACGCAGUCCAAGCCCAGCGCCGUGCGCACGGGAUUCCACACGAAUGACAUUGUUCGGCCGACGCCGCAGCUGGCAGUCGCGCCCGUGACCAAGCUGACGCUGCACUCGGCGAAUUUGCCGCGUCCGCAAGUCCCGGUGCCCGUCAGUCUCACCACCGCGCGCACCAUGGAUCCGAAGGGCGCCAAGCAGGCCCUCAACACCAGCCGUCGCUCCUUCUUCGCGGGCACGGCCAGCAGAGACACAUCCCUGGACUCCGGAAUUUCCAGCUACGCCAGCAGCCACAACGCGCCGGCGGCCAGGAAGGCGCGCGUGCGACAGCGAAAUCUCGAGGUGGUCAUGAAUGGGCGUCACACGUUCCAGGUGCGAGAUCUCGAUGACUCCCUCUCUGACGACGCCAUUGUGCCGCUGGCGCUGCCAAAGCUGCCCAGUGCGUUUCAGGCCUCUCGCCAGCCGGCACCCAUCAGCGGCCUCAUUCGCAUCGAUCAGCCACACUAUCGUGAGUUUCACAGAGAUCACGGAUCCCCGCCCAGAAAGCCCUCCAUUCCAUCCGACGUGGAGAGUCUGGAGGAAGAUGCCGAAGAAGGCAAAUUGUACAGAGACAAGGCUGCGUCGGAGAAGAGGGUGUCCCAGAUGGAGACCAGCAGCAAGCAGUCAUCUCCAGGCAGUUCUCGCGCCUCUUGGGGACAUGCUGGAGAGUCCAUGGCCCACAAGGACUUCAGCAGCCUGAGUCUGAGCAGCAGCGACGAUAGCAAGGAGCCACUGAAAGUCUCGUCAAUUGUGAUCAGAGAUGAUGACAUCACUUCAAUCACAUUCACACAUGAUCCAUCAAUGACAGACUUCCUGCCGCCGUACCGGCCAAAAGAGGCGUCUUUCAGCCUCCGCGAGGACACACAAUUCGCCGAGAUGGCCGCUGCAGUCAGCGAUGUUCUGCUGGAUGAUGAGACUUCGCCCACGGACAGCCUAGUCAGCAGCUGCACGGACACAGAUGAGCUGCUGAAGAAGAAUUCUCACGCCAAGAAAAAGACCCACGAUGAGCUGCUCAUGGUCAAGGAGAUGGAGAAAGAUUUGGAUGAGAUAUCACCCGAACUGGACGAUAUUAAUCUCAUCAGUCCAGUGAUGGUGGGAACUCCAACUCACGCCUCGACCUCUCUGUCCCUCUCAGAAGCCGGGCGAGACUUCCUGAUCGACGACGAGAUCGCCGAUCAACCAGCACUGGUAUUCAAUGACAAAAACGACACCGCGUCGAACAUGCAAGUCUCAACUGCGGACACAGUGACUCUUCAGGAGGUGAAUUCAAUGGAGAACCUAGGCGAAUUGGCCGCCAGCAUGACUCAGUCUGGCCAGAAGCUGCUCAGCAAUAGUUCCGCAAAGGCAUCCCGGCGACUCCCGCGCUCUGAGUCUCUGGACACUCUCUCGCCGUGUGAGUCCAUCGCGUCCGACGAUCUCAUGAUCGACUACCAGAGUCAGUCGAGCCUGGACUCAGUGGACAGGGUGGCCAGGUCGAAUGGCAGCGGCAGUGGCUCUGCCCUGCACUCCAUGGACGAGAAUCAGCUGUGGUCGGAGCUGGAGGCCCAGGGCGGUGAGCUCCUGAGGGAGUGGAGCAGUCUCCUGCGCGUGAAUGGCAAACCCAGCACCAGGGACAGCAUAACAUCACAACUCCCCGCGAGAGCGACGAGACUCCUGAACCGCUCCCGGCUGCAAAGCACCAUCAGCACCGCCGGAUCAGACAGCCCGCGCUCCCUGGACGGAGUUCCGCGACGCGCCCAGUCACUAUCCAAGACCAACUCGCCGCACUUGUUCCAGGAGUCGAACACGCGCUCUCCGGAAGGUGUGUACAUGGACAAAUCCACGCAGAACAUCAUGAUUCAGGACAUUGCGGCCAUGAAGAAGCAGCUGCUUCGCCUCAAGUGUCUGCUGCAGGAGGAUGAAGACAAUUUGAAGAUGGGCGAUCCUCUCAACUCAUUUGAACACAAUAAUGGGCAGAUCUUCACAACCUGCGCGCCGGACAGCAACUUAAGCAGCCUCUCGAGUCUCCAGAGUGAGUCAGCAUCUGAGGAACCUCACCAGGAUGUGGUGGAACUGAGAAGACAGGUGGUUGUUCUUCAGACUGAACUGGAUGAUAGAGACAGAACGAUAAAGAUCCAAAAGAAUAUUAUAGCCAAGUACGAGGCGGAGAAGUUAAAGAGCAAGAAUCACGCCAACACCGCCGAAAAUGCAACUCAAACUGAAAGGAUUAAACCCAUGGCAACGCUAGCGCAAGAUCAAUUAGCCAGAAUUGAUUCAAACGGACUGACCCCGAAUUCUCAGCGAGUCACAACAACCACUUCCAUCUCCUUCAAGAGCCCCACUAAGGCCAUCACCUUAAAGCCCGUGAAGACCACCCCGAUCGGGAAUGUGACCAAUAUCGCGCACUCGCGGAAGUACGUGAGGAGUUUCAGCGUGGACGACACCGAGGCGGGCAUCAAGAAUGGGCGAAUAUCCGCGGGACUCAUGACGAAUGGGAGUCGCAAAAUUCCCAUUCUCUCAGGCACCGCCAAGAACACCUCGGCCAGAAUUCCGCGCUCAUCGCUCUCAUCAUCCCGCAGCGACUCAGUCAAUAGCAGUUCAUCGAGUCUAAGCGAGACGGCGGACAGGAAAUCCCUCCCCGCGAAAAUUCUCACGUCAAUGGCCAAAUGAGAGAUGGUC